GGAGGAAGGAAAGCUAGAGUACUUUCUAUUACAGCUCUUUUGCCCCAUUUUCAAACCCGUCAGACUGUUUCCAACAUCUGCGAAAAAAAAGGAAGUACAGGACUUUAGAAAGUUGACAAUUGGAACUGCGGCAAUUUCACACCAUGGCGGGAGGGUCGGUAUCGGAGUGUAAGGAAUACUUAUUCAAAGUGCUGGUGAUUGGGGAAUUAGGCGUGGGAAAGACCAGCAUCAUUAAACGUUACGUCCAUCAGCUUUUCUCCCAGCACUACAGAGCCACUAUCGGGGUUGACUUUGCGCUCAAAGUUAUCAACUGGGACAGCAAAACAUUGGUGAGGUUACAACUAUGGGAUAUUGCAGGUCAGGAGCGCUUCGGGAACAUGACCAGGGUGUACUACAAGGAGGCAGUGGGAGCCUUUGUGGUGUUCGAUGUCACAAGGGGCUCCACGUUCGAGGCUGUGUCCAAGUGGAAGCAUGACCUAGACAGCAAGGUGAAACUGGCCAAUGGCAGCCCUAUACCCUCGGUGCUGCUGGCCAAUAAGUGUGAUCAGAAGAAGGAGAACUCCAACAGCAACUCUCUCAUGGACAACUUCUGCAAAGAGACUGGCUUCCUGGGCUGGUUUGAGACCUCUGCCAAGGACAACAUCAACGUGGACGAGGCAGCACGCUUCCUGGUGGAGAACAUCCUGCUGAACGACAAAGGCCUACCCUAUGAGGAGAGUAACGGAGAACGCAUCAAACUGGACCAGGAGACCAUAGCUGCCGAGAGCAAGUCUGGAUGCUGCUAGCACUGAGCCUUCCCUGAUACCACACCACCCCUCCCCCCUGUGUCUCUCUCCAGAGAAAGAGGGUGCCAGCUAGUGGGCUUGGAUAGAUCCUCAGUGCCUCCCUCCUCCACCUUCCACACUCCCACACUGAAGUUUACUUACUCAUGCCUUCCAGGAAGCUGUAUCUGAGCAUUCUAAUGGGCACCCUUAUCCCCAUGCCAAUAUAAAGGCUAGUCGUUGAUAUGGUACAUUAUACCUCCCAACCCCCAAUACCAUGGCCCUUCACCUAAUGGUCUUCACCCCAUGUCCAUUAACCCAGCAUCUGUUUAGACAGAAGGUCUUUCACACACCCACCCAACAUACUACUGCUGGAUCCUAAAACAAACGCCCUGACCUUCAGAUACCCCCCUCCCUAAGCUAAAGUGUGAUGCAGUACAACCUCUGACUCCAGAUCAGGCUGAGGGAAAGGGUCAGACAGAGGAUACUUGGCUUGACAUAGAAACAUCCUGCAUGACCACUUCCUCUAUCUCAUUUUCUAUGUGACUCUCUCUUUUUCUUCACCAUUUAUUGUUUUCUGCCGUCUCUCUACCACUGGUACGCUCAGGACCAGUCAAGAGAUACAAAUGUAGGAAGGAAAAUAGGUUAAAAUGACAGGUCUGAAAGUCAUCCCUUUUCGAUAGUUCAGUCCACCAUUCUCACCACUCCAGAUGCCACUCAAAAUACAAGCUCAUUCCACAAUAUGUUACUCUACUCUUUAUUUAUCAAAUCGACAAUCAUUGAGAGGGCGUUUCGCACAGUUUAGCUUGAAGAAACUGUCUUGCAAUGAUGCCAAGUUAUGUUUUUUGUAAUAUAUCUGAAAUAGUGUGAAGAAAAUAAUGCUCCAUAACCAUUUUUCUUUUUGUAACAUGCAGAUUUAUGUAAGAUUUCAGAUGAUCUCCCAAGCAAAGUUUAUCAUGUGAACACAAAAGGAGAAAAAAAGAAAGAGGUUACCAUAGAAAUGUGUAUCUGUGUCUGUGUGUGUCCUCAGUAAAGGUACUGAAAAGUACGUCUUGAAUGUGUACUUAUAAAAAGUGUAUGGAAGGUGAUGAGGUACGAAAGUAUCAGUGUAGGAUAGGAAUUCCGCACAAGCUUGAGAAACGGCUUGUGUCAAUUCUUUUUUUUUAAUAGGGCUGGGUCUACAAGUGUACAUGUGAAACUACUCGGAGAACAACAAAUAAAUGUUUUAAAU
Molecule: messenger RNA, 1992 nt
Organism: Osmerus eperlanus (European smelt)
Lineage: Eukaryota; Metazoa; Chordata; Actinopteri; Osmeriformes; Osmeridae
Gene: rab32a
Product: RAB32a, member RAS oncogene family
Exons: 3
Coding region: 144-785 (213 amino acids)
Biological process (GO): phagosome-lysosome fusion; endosome to lysosome transport
Cellular component (GO): late endosome; Golgi apparatus; phagocytic vesicle
Molecular function (GO): GTPase activity; GTP binding
Source: RefSeq, a predicted model, not a curated record